UCACAAAUCACCACAUAAGUCCAACGCCGACUUUGACGUCAUUCGAUACCAUUUCUAGAAAACGCACUCCCAGAACAAAAUAUUCAUCAGUCACGACGUCAACCAAGUAACAUCUUUUAUAAUAUACAGUGUGUCGCUAAAAAUUAAAUUUGAAUCAGAAAAAAGAGAGUCGUUUCCGGUUUGUCGCCAUGACGAGUGCAGUUCCGGCCAUUUUAAAGUAUUUGAGUGACAGCAGUAAUUACAAUAUCGACCAAAAUAUGGAAGCCCCCGUGAGGGCUAAAAAGAGGCGCCUGGACCAUCUCACAUGGGAGGAAAAACUACAAAGAAAGAAACUGAAAAACCGCGUGGCUGCACAGACGUCCCGCGACCGCAAGAAGGCCAAAAUGGACCAGAUGGAGAAGGCCCUCCAGGAGUUGUUCUCCAAGAACGAGGUUCUAGUCGAGGAAUGCGAACGCUUGAAGAGUUUGAACGAGAGGUUAUCGGCAGAGAACGCCACGCUUCGUGGCCGAUUUUCAGCAUGCAGUUGCCCCCAGAGCCGGUCUGUCGAAUGUGAGAGUGCAAGUGGAAGCCGUGUCCCUUCUUCGGCCGCAAGGAACACUCACACAUUCAGCAGCGGCUCUGAGCCGCCAACAAACGGCACUGUUGAAGAUUGUGCUGGCUUGCCUUCUCUACCGGACCUCCUUGACGAACUCAACAGCGACGUGGACAUCUCCUCCUUGGAGCAACUCACGCAGAGCCUCCUUCAGGAUAUCGCCAGAGACCUGGAGGCUGCUGCUGAAAAGGCAGAUAUUCAAGAACAAACAACUUGUCAUGAAGACAGUCCAAGACAAGUGGUGGGGGCGCCACCAGAACAAUUGGAAUCCGAUGGAAGUGAAGUGUUGAAUGAAAAUCAAGAUCCACUCAUUAAAGAUAUCUCACAGUAUCUUUUACUACAUCACAAUUACAGCGCAAGGCCGCCAACUGAAGAAAAUCAAAAAGCACCACGACACACGAGCACGACGCGAGUAAAAAAACUAGAUAAAUUAGCUCCAGAUGUUGUCUAUGGUACCUACGAUGAGAGCACUAAUUGUAUCACAAUUAUUGUGGAUGAUGAGGGAGUUGGGUGUGGUUCCCCGCUGACGAGUACUGAAGAUGAGGAGCAUUUGACGGUCGAAACGUCAGUUGGGGGGGUUUCCCCGCGCUCGAGUUCGAGCUCGGAUUGUGGGUAUGAGUCGCUUGGCUCGCCUGAGAGUCUGUGGGAUGACAGUGUCUCAGAAUUGUUCCCAUCUCUUUUGUAAUCAACUAUUUACUAUUAAGGAGCUAAUUUAUUUUUAUUUUUUUAUGUAUAUAGUGUGAGGCAAUAAAAUUGUGUAUGUAGUA
Messenger RNA from Tribolium madens (black flour beetle), 1359 nucleotides. RefSeq lists its product as uncharacterized. Gene Ontology annotation, cellular component: nucleus. The record is from RefSeq and is a predicted model, not a curated record. NCBI's taxonomy places the organism in Eukaryota, Metazoa, Arthropoda, Insecta, Coleoptera, Tenebrionidae. Gene Ontology annotation, molecular function: RNA polymerase II transcription regulatory region sequence-specific DNA binding; DNA-binding transcription factor activity, RNA polymerase II-specific.